ACGUUACUUUUCCUUUGAGGGAAAAAGUAUAACCCACUAUGCUUUUGCAUUAUAUCUGCAGCCAACUUUAGAUUACCCUUUUUUCCCAAUUUGAGGCCAUCUCAAAUGCCCCUGAAUGAAUAGACUGAAACCAACCCUUUCCCAAUUCCCUCCAUUAUUCUUCAAUUUGCCUCUAAUUUUUGGCACCACCGGUUAUCAGCAAUCAAGCCCCAAAUUCCAACAAUGUAGUUUCAUUUUCAAACACACCGUGAUUUCUUGACUUGCCUAACUAAAGAAAAUGAAAUCUUCCAUGGAUUCCAAUAAAACCUGUGUCUUUUCAAAAACCAAGUCUUACAUCAAUGCCUUAAUUGACAACCUAUCUUGGGUUUGUAAUUUGUUUCCAUUUCUUCCGAUCCAGAUAAGGACUCGACGGCUUCUUUUGUCACUUACUCCUUAAAACUGCCAAAAUUCAAAGGGAAUCACGUUUUCUAGCUCCCCUGUUUUCCACAAAUCCUCGCCUGUAAUUACAAAACCCGUUUAAUGCAGCAAUGUUCUCGCGACAACACAUAAAGAUAAAACCUGAAAAGAAAGUAAAGGCGGUCGAAAAGUAGAAGAAGUUUCCAACGUUCAAUUAGAAUUUAUUCGCCUCUUUCAUCGCUUUUCAUGUGAAACUCUGAAGAUUCUAAAUCCUAAUCCUACUUUUUAACUUCUUUUCCUCGUAGUUGCCACCGUCUUCAUGCGAUAGUUUCAUUUCUCCCCAACGUUACUGUCUUUCGCUUUUGUUACAAAACCUGCAAAAAAACCAAACCCGUAACAAAGCAUGCUCUUUCGAGUGUUUCUGUUUUUUCUUUGAAAUGAGAAACCCAAAUUUCAAAACUUUACUUUUCUUAAUUUUGUGGUUUUCUUUCGUUCUUCCUCUAGUGAUCUCAAUUAAUGGAGACUCCCAAAUCUUGGUUCGGGUCAAAGAUUCUCAGCUCAAUGACCCGAAUGGAAUGCUCCAUGACUGGGUUAUUUCAACGCCCGAUCAAAGCCCGUGUAAUUGGACUGGCAUUACCUGUGAAACUCAAAACCAAACUGUUGUUUCAAUUGAUCUUUCUGUGUUUGGUAUCUCAGGCGGGUUUCCGUUUGGGUUUUGUCGGAUUUGGACCCUCCGAGCUCUCUCCCUCGCCGGAAAUUUCCUCAAUGGUUCAGUUUCUUCUCAAGCUCUCUCUUCAUGUUCUCAUCUCCAAGAGAUUAAUCUCUCCGACAACUUAUUCACCGGCGAGUUACCGAAUUUCCCUUCUGAGAAUUUGGAAGUUCUUCAACUUUCUAACAACAACUUCACCGGCGAUAUCCCCCCGAGCUUCGGACAGAUACAUGCUCUCAAAGUUCUCCAACUUGGCGGGAACUUACUCAACGGAAAGGUUCCUUCAUUUUUAGGUAAUCUCACUGAGUUAACCCACUUCGAACUCGGUUACAAUCCUUUUAAAGCAAGUCCUUUGCCGAGCGAAAUUGGAAACUUGUCGAAACUCGAAGUUCUAUGGUUGACGAAGUCGAAUCUUGUCGGAGCAAUUCCUGCUUCCAUCGGAAAUCUGGUUUCGUUAAAAAAUCUCGAUUUAUCAAGUAAUUUUUUGAGUGGUAAAAUUCCAGAAAGUUUAUCAAGGUUAAAAAAUCUGGAGCAAAUUGAGUUUUAUGAAAACCAGUUAUCAGGUGAAUUACCUGAGAGUCUAGCUAAUCUGAAAGCUCUGCUUCGAUUCGACGUGUCACAGAACAGUCUCACCGGUAAAUUACCAGAGAAAAUCGCUGCGUUGCCUCUCGAGUCUUUAAAUCUCAACGACAACUAUUUCACCGGAGAAAUUCCUGAAGUUUUAGCUUCCAAUCAAUAUCUCGUGCAGUUAAAACUCUUUAACAACAGCUUCACCGGAAAGUUACCUUACAACCUGGGUAAAGUUUCUCCUUUAGAAGAUUUGGAUGUUUCAACAAAUAAUCUUACCGGGGAGUUACCGCCGUUUCUUUGUUACAAAAAGAAGCUUCAACGCAUUGUCGUUUUUAAGAAUCAGUUGUCGGGAAACAUACCGGAAUCCUACGGUGAAUGUCACACGUUGAAUUAUAUUCGAAUGGGUGAUAAUGCACUUUCUGGUUUGGUGCCGGAAAAAUUCUGGGGUCUCCCUUUAUUUCAGUUCCUUGAAUUAGAAAACAAUCAUUUCGAAGGUUCGAUUUCUCCUGUAAUCUCAGCCCUUCAGAAGCUGACAAGUCUACGAAUUUCUGGUAAUAAUUUCUCCGGCGAGAUUCCAGAAGAAAUUUGUUGGUUGGAGAAUGUGACACAAAUUAAUUUGAGCCAAAAUAGAUUUUCCGGUGAACUGCCGCUUUGUAUCGCUGAUUUGAAGUUGCAAAAGCUUGAUUUGCAAGAUAAUGAGUUAACAGGGAAGAUACCAAGUUCAGUGAGUUCGUGGACAGAGUUGACCGAGUUAAACCUCGCCAGAAACCGAUUCUCAGGCGAAAUUCCACCCGCCCUCGGUAGCUUGCCGGCAUUAACUUACCUUGAUUUGUCCGGUAAUUUACUGAGUGGUAAAAUUCCAGAGGAUUUAACGAAGUUGAGGCUGAACCAAUUUAACCUUUCGGAUAAUAAGUUGAACGGUAAAGUGCCUUCAGGUUUUGAUCACGAGUUUUUCAUUUCGGGUUUAUUGGGUAAUCCGGAUCUUUGUAGCCCGAAUUUGCAACCGCUUCCUCCGUGCGCUAGAACCAGACCCUCCACCUAUUACGUUGUGGCUAUUCUAGCAAUUUGUUUUCUCCUUCUUAUCGGGUCAGUCCUAUGGUUUUAUAGAACCCGCUCCAAGUUUGGAAGUAAAACCCGACGCCCGUAUAAAGUCACAGCAUUCCAACGAGUCGGGUUUAGUGAAGAGGAAAUAUUCCCGUUUCUAAAAGAUGAGAAUAUCAUCGGAACAGGUGGAUCGGGUCGGGUUUACAAGGUUAAACUUAAAACGGGUCAAACCGUGGCAGUUAAGAGACUAUGGGGAGUUAAACCCGAGACGGAUACAGUAUUUAAAUCUGAAACCGAGACAUUGGGUCGGAUCCGACACGGCAACAUCGUAAAAUUGCUGAUGUGUUGCAGCGGAGAAGAGUUCAGGCUUUUGGUUUAUGAGUAUAUGGAGAACGGGAGUUUGGGUGACGCGUUGCAUGGGGAUAAGUGCGCAGGUUUAAUCGAUUGGCCUAGGAGGCUCACGAUAGCCAUCGGCGCAGCUCAGGGGCUGGCUUAUUUGCACCAUGAUUGUAUGCCUGCUAUCGUGCACAGAGAUGUGAAGAGUAAUAAUAUACUGUUGGACGAGGAGAUGAUGCCACGUGUGGCGGAUUUUGGUUUGGCUAAAACGUUGCAGAUUAAAGUUGGGGAUUGCGAUGGGGCCAUGUCUCGAAUCGUCGGGACCCAUGGCUACAUUGCGCCAGAAUAUGUUUACACUCUAAAAGUGACUGAAAAGAGUGAUGUUUACAGUUUUGGUGUGGUGCUGCUAGAAUUGAUUACCGGCAAAGGGCCAAAUGACCCUUCAUUUGGUGAGAACAAAGACCUAGUGAAGUGGGUCACCGAGGCUGCUCUAUCAUCAUCAUCAUCCGCCGAUGGAGGAAUGGACAGUGGUGAGAAAUGCUUUAGAAACCUAGCCCAUAUUGUUGAUCCAAGGAUGAACCCAUCUGCAUCUGAUAUGAAGGAGAUUGAGAAAGUUUUGAAUGUGGCUCUUAAAUGUACCUCUGCAUUUCCCCUUAGCAGACCUUCCAUGAGAAAGGUAGUUGAAUUGCUUAAGGACCAAAGAUGUGGGCAAUUGGUAGCUGUAUGACUUUGAGACAACCCGUUGUAGCACAUCUUCCCUUCUUGUGCCAAAGUAGUUUGCUAACAUGGUGGGUUAGCCCUUGUAUUUUGAGUAGUUUUGUUUAUGUAUAUUUCUAAGUAAUGAGAAAUGUAAAAUGGGUUGCUUUGCCUUUUCAUUUACAGAGAAAUUUCACCAUUGAAUUGCACCAAAUUCUAAAUUUGCAUGUUAAUAUAUACCAGUGA
Messenger RNA from Durio zibethinus, 3997 nucleotides. It is a transcript of the gene HSL2, whose product is annotated as HAESA-like 2. Gene Ontology annotation, biological process: protein phosphorylation. Gene Ontology annotation, molecular function: protein kinase activity; ATP binding; protein binding. The record is from RefSeq and is a predicted model, not a curated record. Lineage: Eukaryota; Viridiplantae; Streptophyta; Magnoliopsida; Malvales; Malvaceae.